CCUGGUCUGUCCUGUCAGACAUUUUUAAGAAUGUUAGAUCAGCGAACUGUCCGCUUUGGCCGUACUGGGAAGAUCUCAGCUGACAGCUUUAUAAAAAGUUUCUUUGAAUGGGAGGCUGUGCGAUAUGAGGUGGACAGCAUCUGCAAGGAGGAGCCCUUCACCUGUCCUGCGUGCAGCCGGGAUAUGCUUGCUGUUUCUGUGGAUGGAAACCGCAAGCAUUACCGUUUUAAGAAUGCAGCUAGAUCUGAGGAACAGGCCAUCUUUGAUGGGGUCUUCAUAGCCAAGGAUGAAGAUGUCACCAGAUUCAUCAACUACAUACAGAGCACAACCAAACAUAUCUCUGGAAGAGGUAUUUGUGGAGGGGAAUGGUCAGCAGCCAGAGAAACCUCCCAAAGAUCGGCCAGUAAACUGGAUGAGGAGGGACUGGAGCUUGCAGUCUGUCGUCAUGGAGUGCUUCUCUGUGCCCUCAAUAUGUACAGGGGAGAAAUCUUUGCAUAUCCCCUGUACUUACAACAGAAGCUGGCCAGUAGUAGGUUUUUUUGCAUGGAUGUGACCUGCAAAUAUUGGCCCUACCUCCAAAGAAUCACAAAAAGCUGCCCAGAGCUCCAGCAUCUUCUGAACAUGAAGCCCUUUCUCUCAGUGUUCCAUGCCAAAGCCCAUGACUUCAAAUGUGAAGUGAAAUGGAGUGGGGCGUAUCAGGAAGGGGCUGGAUUAACACUAGGGGAGGAGGUGGAACAAUGCCUGGAAGACUGGGUCAGUGAUGUGAAGGAGUGGGCAGAAGCAACAACCAACGAGUCAAGUGAUGCUGCUGCCUUGACCAACAAGAUUGAGGUGCUGGUGGCAAGUAUCAAGAGACGCUCGCAGCGUCUUUACAAAGACACAGACAGCAACAAAGGUCGUGCCAGAAUCCGCCGUAAGAUUAGGGAGGAGAAAGGGAUCCUGACUUCUGUUGUGGAAAAAUAUAACAGAGUGGUUCCGAGCACAGAAACUCUGUGCAUGGAAACCAUUCUGUCUAGAGAGACAGCUUGGCCAUGGCAGCUACCACACAGUGACUUUGUUGACCUCAGGACAAAGAGAAGAGCUUUCGACAUGGUCAUGGCAGUAAGGAGACUUCAGGAGGAGAAGAUGAUUCUCGUCAUGGAGAUGAAGCACCACUGGAGGUCCCUUUCAACUCGUAGUGAUUCCCUGAAAGAGCUGUCCUGCCUGGUUUCUAGGGCAACAAUGCAAAAUUCAUCGUGGGGCCUAAGUGAAGACGGGUUGAAAGGUCUGCAGAGCAUCAUCCGAAAAAAGCAGCACAACAUCAGAGAUAUGAUGGCUAAUGCCAGAUACAGCUACCUGCAAGUUUUGACUGGAGCACAGACCAUCAACUUCUUGCACAGUGUUUCAGAUGAUUAUUCUGACAGUGACUCUGACAUUUCUGAUGACGCACUCUGUUAUUAGAGUUAUUAGAGGCUGCUGAAUUCAGUUCUGUUGCCUGAUCACUCGGCUCUGGUUGUGGUGUCCAUUCCGGCACUGGACAGCUUUACUGUGAUAGCAGGGUAAAUGCGAGCUCUCCCCCCGGUGCUGCUCAGCUGCAGCUAUGAUAUGCAGCAAGUAGAUGUU
This is a messenger RNA of Acanthopagrus latus (yellowfin seabream), 1602 nucleotides long. RefSeq lists its product as uncharacterized. The transcript is spliced from 8 exons. The coding region runs from base 31 to 1440 and encodes 469 amino acids. The record is from RefSeq and is a predicted model, not a curated record. NCBI's taxonomy places the organism in Eukaryota, Metazoa, Chordata, Actinopteri, Spariformes, Sparidae.